This is a messenger RNA of Cuscuta epithymum, 2025 nucleotides long. Lineage: Eukaryota; Viridiplantae; Streptophyta; Magnoliopsida; Solanales; Convolvulaceae. The record is from the annotation of a GenBank genome assembly.
GGGUAAAGCAAAGGAAGACAAAUAUGCCCACAGUGCUAUAUAUGUAGCUCUCCGGUGUAUAUAACGCAGGAGGAAUGGAGGAGCAAGUUUUCAACUGUGUGUAACAAAAAUAAGAUGAAAAUGAUGAUGUUCAUGAUGGAAGAUUUGUUGUCUAAACUAGGCCCUUCCCUUGCAACACUCGUGUUCAUUUGGACCUUAUACCAUAACUAUUUCCCAAAUCAACUUCGAACAUUCAUAGUUUGCCCUUUUCACAGAAUUUACGGAUUCUUCUACCCAUACGUGCACAUCACCUUCCGUGAGUUUGAAGCAGAGGAGCUCUUCGACAGGAGCAAAGUGUUCCUCUCUAUAGAGAGGUACUUAGGUCAGAACUCCACCUCAAAUGCUAAUCAACUCAUCGCUAAAGCCGCCAAAGACACCACCCAGCAGGUGGUGCUCAGCAUGGGCCACGGCGAGGUGGUGACAGAUGUUUACAGAAAUCAUGGGAAGGGUGAUGAGGAGGUGAAGGUGUGGUGGAGCUCCAACCAAAUACCUCCCAACAAACAGACUAUCAGUUACUUCCCUAGGGAGGAAGAGAAGAGAUUUUUCUCCUUGAAGUUUCAUAAGAAGAACAGAGAAAUCAUCACAAAGUCCUAUAUCAAGCAUGUGCUAGAGGAGGGGGAAGCGAUUGCUGUCAAUGACAGGAAGCUUAAGCUGUACACGAACAACAACAGUGAGUAUUGGCGUGGGCGGAUGAGCACCAAAUGGAGCCAUGUCAUCUUCAAGCAUCCUUCCAACUUCACCACACUAGCCAUGGAGCCAAGCCGGAAACAAGAGAUUAAGGAUGAGCUUCUCAACUUUAAGGCCUCAAAGGAGCUUUAUGCUCGGAUAGGCAAGGCGUGGAAACGCGGGUAUCUCCUCCACGGUCCGCCUGGGACAGGAAAGUCAAGCAUGGUUGCCGCCAUGGCCAAUCUUAUGCAGUAUGACGUGUAUGAUCUCGAGUUGACGUCUGUGAAGGAUAACAAUGAGCUUAGAAGGCUCUUGAUAGACACUUCAGGUAAGUCCAUCAUAGUCAUUGAAGAUAUCGAUUGCUCCCUUGACCUAACAGGUCAGAGGAAGAAGAAAAAGGAAGAUGAGGAUGAAUCAUCAAAAGAAGAGAAAGAUCCUAUCAAGAAGGAGUUGAUCAAGAAAAUAGAGAAGAAAGGGAGUGAGGUGACUCUAUCUGGGCUUCUCAAUGUCAUUGAUGGCCUCUGGUCAGCUAUUGGAGAAGAAAAAAUCAUAAUUUUCACCACAAAUCACCUUGAAAAACUUGACCCUGCUCUGAUUAGGAGAGGGAGAAUGGACAGCCAUAUUGAGAUGUCUUAUUGCUGUUUUGAAGCCUUCAAGGUAUUAGCAAAGAACUAUCUCGAUAUGGAUACGGAAAAAGAUACCCAACCUCACCCUCUAUUUCCAGAAAUCAAGCGUUUGCUAGGGGAAACGAAAGUUGUGCCAGCUGACGUUGCUGAGAACAUGAUGCCUAAAUCUGCCGGAGAGAAAAUCGACACUCGUCUGGAGAGACUGGUUAAAUCUCUACAAGAAGCUGCAAAUGAUGAAUUGAAGAUGAAAUCUGAGGAAGAAAAGAGAAUCAAGGUUGCCAAGGAAGAGGAAGACAUACAGAAGAAACAAGAAGCUGAAGGCCCAAACAAAACAGAGGACUUGGCUAAAGAAAAUGGAGAUAUGAUGAAAACAGAUGCGCUGGUUCUAGAAAAUGGAAAUGCAUGUGAGGGGUGAUGAUAUUUGAAAGAAUCUUCACCUUGAGCUUGGCUUGGUGCUUCUUAGUAUUUUGCAAUAUUAGCUCUUGUACAAUACUACUACGUAUCUAUUAAUGGAUGGAGGACCAGGAUACAUGUAGGGAGAGUUUUAUGGUAUAGUAAAAUUCUCUCAAGUCUCAAAUCUACCCAAUUGAAUAAGUGAUGGUGAACUGAUUUUGGAGUAAAUUUGAGAUAGUUUUAGUGGUUUUAUGUCUAACCAUCUCCGGGCCUCUAACAUUAUCCAUCUACAAAUGCAUUC